UUAACCCUUAUCAUGCUGUUCGCGUAUAUUGACGCGAAGGUAUUCCCUUCCUUUCAGUGCUGUUCGCGUAUAUUGACGUUUUACCUAGUGACCUUAGAUCGAGAACGAGGUCGGGGAUUUCCGAUGACGUGGUAGAAAAUGCGUACAAUCAUUGGAUAAUAGUGUUGUCAGUGCUUGUAAAAAUACCAAUACGUCAUAAAAAUACUAAAUUUAGAAUGACAUUCUACCAAAAAUAAAAACAGUACCUCUCGGCCUAAACGAGAACUUAUCAAAAUGGCGUCCGGUAAUGACAGCGACCUGGACAAUAAUUUUUAUGCGCGUUGGGACCCAUAUUCAUCCGGGGAAAGCGACUUUGAGGGCUUCGAUAUCGAUGACAUACCCCCCGAUGUACCUUCUAGACCAUCGUUUAGGAUCGAUCAGAGCAUAAAUGACCGAGAAAAUGCUCAGGAUAUCCAGUUCGGAUGGAGUCGAGAAGAUUCUCCACCCACUAUUGCUCCUUUUACAGGCACACCAGGAUUGACAGUGGAGCUACCAGAUGAUUGUACGGAGCUCGACUUCUGUGCUUUAUUGUUCGAUGAUGAUAUGUGGGACAUUUUAGUCACAGAGACAAAUCGAUAUGCACAGAAUCGGAUAAAUACCAGUAGUCUAAGACCUUUUUCUAGGCUGAGAAAUUGGACUGGCAUUUAAGUGGAUGAAAUGAAAAUUUUUAUCGCCCUGACAUUGGCCAUGGGUUUAGUUAGAAAACCUGAUAUAGUUGAUUUCUUUACAAAAUGACGAAAGCUAUGAAACUCCAUUUUUUGGCUAAAUGAUGUCUAGAGAUAGAUUUAUGAUCAUUGUUAGUAGACCGUGAAUGCUGAAAACCAGAAUAAUGACAGGUUAUACAAAAUUAGACCAUUUGCAAACAUGCUCCGCAAC
This is a messenger RNA of Ruditapes philippinarum (Manila clam), 915 nucleotides long. RefSeq lists its product as uncharacterized. The record is from RefSeq and is a predicted model, not a curated record. Lineage: Eukaryota; Metazoa; Mollusca; Bivalvia; Venerida; Veneridae. Bases 274 to 687 code for a protein of 137 amino acids. The transcript is spliced from 2 exons.